Messenger RNA from Brassicogethes aeneus, 534 nucleotides. NCBI's taxonomy places the organism in Eukaryota, Metazoa, Arthropoda, Insecta, Coleoptera, Nitidulidae. The record is from the annotation of a GenBank genome assembly.
AUGUUGACCGAAAUGAAAAAAUUCUGCUUAGCUUUCAAACUCCCAUUCGACGAAAAUUUGUUUCAACUAUCAAAACCUCAAAAUCCAAUCCAUUUACAAGAGUCCAUAACUACAGAGUUAAUAACUAUAACAGCCAAGUCCAGUUUAUCUAGACUUACAGAAUGCACUGAGCCCAAUUCUAUAGACAAUGAAGAUUCUACUAGAAUCAUAGACGGGUCUCCUAUACCCAGUUUCAGAAGCAUUGAAGUCUUGCCAGGUUUUGAGAAUUUAGAUACAAAAGAAGAUGCGAUUGAACCUUCAAGUAAGGAUGUUUCAACACAAAAAGAUCUACCAAAGGUUCUACAAAAACCAACCAUAAAAAUACAUCUAAAAAACUCCCACAUCAAACAGGAGGACUAUAUUUUGCUGGAGUGCCCUGUAUAUAUACCCAGGAUAAUUUUUGAGAGGUCCAACAAGGGUAAAAAAGUUAAAAGAAGUGUGGAUAAUAUCAGGAUAGAUGCCAGUGUUUCAAAAGUAGGAAUUAAAAGAAAAUAA